Messenger RNA from Diaporthe batatas, 2594 nucleotides. RefSeq lists its product as uncharacterized. Gene Ontology annotation, molecular function: DNA binding; protein binding. The record is from RefSeq and is a predicted model, not a curated record. The transcript has 2 exons. The coding region runs from base 414 to 2264 and encodes 616 amino acids. Lineage: Eukaryota; Fungi; Ascomycota; Sordariomycetes; Diaporthales; Diaporthaceae.
CUCAGAUGCCUGCUUCGGCAAACCCAAUUCGUGGCGGAUAAUCACUCAGGUCUCCCCCCUUGCAUUGCAAGUCUUGUCGGCAUCGCUAUCGGGCCAAAUCCCUCCUAUCCGACAUCCCUGUCGAGUCAGGCGCUGACGACAUUGAAUCGCUCGACCUAGCCAAGCUAGCGCCCGACUAUUGGUGGUUUCGGUGGUUUAGACUGCCAUCGGCCGUUGGCGUCGCCGACAUCAACGGUUGGGGAAAAACACAUCAAAGCAGCACCUUCGUCCUGUCGCAAACGGUCGAGUAUGGGGUGAGCCCCCAGACAGGCCACUACUUAUACUCCGUAUCACUUCUCCAUCCUCCUCUCGGCCGUGCACGCCAGGGGCAUAUUGCAUCUUUGGCCCCUCGCAGGACCUGCAUCAAAAUCGCCAUGGCGACCCUCGACAGCGUCCCCGACGAGAUCAUCCGCCAGAUCCUGCACUACGUAUCGCCCGAGGACUGCUGCCUCAACAUACAACUUCUCUCCCAGAGGUUCAACCGCCUCGCCAAUGAGGCGCUGUUGUGGAGGUACUACUGCCUGGCAUCCUUCCGGUACUGGGACCAGUCGCAUAACCUCGCCGGCAAGCUCUCCCUGAGGGCCUCGCAGACGGCCUGGAAGAAGCUGUGGACGAGGCGCAAGAGGCGGAACCAGGAGAUCGCCCGGCUCCUUGACCAUGCCAUCUCGACAAAGGUCGGCCGGCUGCAGAAGAUGGGCGAAAUCUGCAAGUUCGGCUACGACGCCAAAGACUUCCUCGUGAGUCAGGCCCAGAUCGACGACUCCGCCGACGACGUCCUCGCCCGGCGCUACUACUCCAACACCGCCCUGGCCAGCAUCCACCGGAGCAUCGCAGUCCACGAGUGGUCCCGGUACCAGCGCGCACCCCUCGCCGCACAGGGGCUCGACCGCGCCCUCGCCGCAUUCGACAUGUUCUUUGUCCACGGCGCCGGCGACGACAUCGACGACACGUGCGCCACCCUCGACCGGCUGGCCAGCCGCUUCCUCGAGGAACAGGACGACGUCAGCAAGCUGUGCGCCCGCGACAAGGCCCUCGCCCUGCUGAAAUGGGUGCGCGACAGGAACCUGGUCGGCAUGGACGACCCUGACGAGAACUACCGCAACCUGCGAAACUGCCUCAUCGGGCACGCCCUGCGCGACGAGAGGCACCCUUCCCUCCCCAUCAUAUCUGCGGCCAUCUAUGCCUCCCUGGCCGACAGGGUCGGGCUGCGCGCCGUGUGCUGCGCCUUCCCGAGCCACGUGCAUGCCAUGGUCCUCGCACCGGCUGGGCAGGACCUCAACGGCAAGGCCGUGUCCGCCCCCGUCAAGGAUGUGGACAGGAUGUUCCUGGACCCCUACGGGUCGAGCGAGGAGAUCCAGUUCGACGACCUGCGGUCGCGGCUCGUGGAGCUGGACUGGAUCAACGGCAGGGAGGCCUUCCUGGUCGCCGCGCCCGUCCCCGUGAUGGUGCAGCGCGUGUCGAGGAGCCUGGCGGCCACCUUUGGCACAUUCUGGACCACGCGGCAGGAGGACCUGGCGUCGCUGCACGGCCGCCCCGCCUCCAAGCUGACCGUGGAGAGCGCCGCGUAUGCCGCGCGGUGGGCCAACCUGCUGAUGACCCCGGUGAGCAACUUCCAGUGGGACAGCACGCUCGACCAGUUCCUCAACCAGCUCGCGCAGCAGUUCCCCGAGGACGGCUGGAUGGUCGAGGAGUACAUACUGCCGCUGUACACCAUCUACACGCAGUCUGUCCAGCCGCGCAUCAGGUUCACCUGGGAGAACGUCCCGGAGAUGCUGGGGAUCAUCCGGAACAUGGACAACAGGCAGCCCACGGUCAACCGGCGGUACACCCAGGAGAUCCACCAGAACGUGUGGUACUCGGUCGGCCAGGUCUUCCGGCACAAGAGGUACGGCUACGUGGGCAUCAUCAACGGCUGGGGCGAGCGGGGCACCCAGUCCCUGCCCAUGCCGCACAACAUGUCGUUUGAGGAGGCCAUGGACGACAUGGGGGACUCGGGGACCGACAGCGACACGGUCAGGCAGCGCCUCCGGAAGAAGACGUUCUACACCUGCCUUAAGCACGAUCACGACCGCCAUGUUGUCGCGCAGGACAGGAUCGAGAUCGUGCGUGACCCGAGGCUCAUACCCGACGCCCUGAUGCAGAUGGCAGGCAAGUUCUUCAAGCGGUUCGACCGCAAGACGUGCACUUUUGUCUCCAACAUCAAGGAGUACUUCCCGGAUGACUAAUUGCAAGCGCUGCGCGUGGCAUCCGGACGCAAAUCUAUAUUAGGCGGAUGCACUCUUCUCCUCCGUGCCCGCCCAUUUCUUUUUGGUCAUUGUUCUUUUCAGUCACACAUACCCUAGGCUUUCAAUGAGGAUUACCUGCAGCUCUUAUAUCCCUGGCGUGAGAAUGGAAAAUAGAGAAGGCGGGCGUGCUGUGUGAUAGACUGCCCACGUUGAGAUUGCCUCUCAAUGCCCGGGGGCCCAAUUUUGACCCACCACAUCUAAUUUCCAUGACUUUGUCUCCUCGGACCGUGACCAUGUCUUGCCCCUGUACUGAAUAAUUCGUAUACUUGU